UGGACAGUGGCUCGUCAAAAGUCUGGCUGAUCAGCCGUAGCUUGCCGGCGUUAUUGAGGGCGUCGAACCACUUCGGGUCGUAUCUAUCUUCCUUGCUAAAAGGCACCCACUGGGCGUAGAGUAUCACUGUCGAGGGCCAGUGUGGCAUUCCAUCAGGACCAUAAAUCUCGGGAUGGUCACGCUUCAUGACGCCGUCCAGCUCGGGAACCAAGUCCACGAGGGAGAAGUCAGAGCUGAGCACACUGACGCAAAGGUCAUAGUUGCGAGGCCAAUCGGGAUUAUCUGCCAUUUCGGCGACUUUGGCUAGAAGGGCCUUUACGGUGUCUUGUCUGUAUAGCCAUACUGCCCGAAGACCACGGGGACGUUGGCCGCCCACAGAUGUGAAGUCGUGGCUUGUGUCGCGAUGCACUUCGACCGUGUAGUGCGUUAUGAUCCCGAAAUUGCCUGGACUACCUCCGAGGAUCGCGUUGAACAGCUCGGGGUCAGAACUGGCGUCGAUGGUUUUGAUUUCGGCAUUGUGGUCUACAAGCCUGAUCUCACGGACGUGGUCGCCAAACAGCCCGAAGCUGCGACCAAGUUGACCAUAUCCUCCGGUUUGUGCAUGCCCACCAACGUGGACAUCCGCACACUGUCCAUGUGGGAGGAACAACCCGUUGGCGGCCAGAAAGCCGUUCAGCUCACCAAGACUGAAGCUGACACUGACGUAGAUGAAGGAUUUGUCUGUAGUCUGGUCCAAGAUUCUCAGGUCUUUCUGCAAAUCUUUGAAUGUUGGCUUCAAAUCAAGAAGAAUGUUUGGCCCAGAGGUCGAAGAGGCCCCGCUGUAUUGAUGCCCGCCGCUCUUAACCGCAACGGCGAUAUUGUUCUCCUUUGCAUGUUUGAGCGCAGCAAUGAUGUCGGCAUCAUUGGUUGGCUUCGCAAUCAAUGCAGGGUGCAUAUCAUGGUCAACCCCAUGAGAACUCGUUGCAUACUGGUAGUUGUUGUUUUUAUAGGCCUGUGCUUCAACAGUGCCCUCAGCUGACCGGAUGUAUUGUGUGCCAUUGAAACCUUGAAUGGUAGCCAUAAUGGAAGAAUUUCGAAAGAGGUUUAAUAGUUUGAUUGUAAGACGGACGCAUCACGACGAAACCAAACUAUAUAAAUAUGCAGCCUGCUCUCACAUAGCUUGAGCGUACGUUGUCUCCUGAUGCGGUCGCAAAUGGUAAGCUGACUACACACCAUCUUCUUGUGUGUGCUGAGACAGGUAAAAUCCAAGCAGUGUACAGUCGAUGUAUGUCAUGUUCGCCGCUAAUCAGCUCCAAUCAUCACGCAAGUCAGCACUAUCGCAUCGCCUUGUUCGUAUUCUUACCUUUUUACGAGACACAUACGCAACAUCUUGGUCAUUUGAUACUCAGCUAAGGCUGAGGACCGAACAGAGUUAUCAUUCCCCAGAUGAUCAUAUCAUGAGAUUUUAAUCAUACCUCCCAUAUAUGGAAACUUAUGGCAUAGGCGUUCUAUAAUUCUGCGCAAAAGUCAGCGUAGCUGGGUCGGGUUAUAUCACUUCCCGAGCUCGACCGAAGAGAAUAAAAGAGCCUCCCGAAAAGGAUCAUGAGACAGAUAUUCAGCUGGUUGACACAUCUCUGUUACUGGACGGGUUCUGGAACACAUCCGACGUGUAAACUUUAUUCAUCGCCGAGAGCGUGGCCAAAGGGCACGAGACUUGAGAGUGGCUAAGCUGAGUUUGCACUUCUCGCCCGAGUUUGUUCCAGACGGGAAUGAUUAUGCACAUUUCUAAAAUAAGAGCUGAGCAUUUUCUCUGUUUGACACACCAGGUAGACAUCAUCUUUGAUGCUUCGCUUU
This is a messenger RNA of Periconia digitata, 1833 nucleotides long. The record is from the annotation of a GenBank genome assembly. NCBI's taxonomy places the organism in Eukaryota, Fungi, Ascomycota, Dothideomycetes, Pleosporales, Periconiaceae.